Messenger RNA from Hylaeus volcanicus, 3429 nucleotides. RefSeq lists its product as uncharacterized. The record is from RefSeq and is a predicted model, not a curated record. The transcript is spliced from 8 exons. Lineage: Eukaryota; Metazoa; Arthropoda; Insecta; Hymenoptera; Colletidae. The coding region runs from base 1779 to 3413 and encodes 544 amino acids.
GAACGUAUCCCGGUGCCGAGGAAGAAAGAGAAAGAGUUAUAUGCACGGACGAAGUACGGUCACCCUGCGAUCGACUCACGGGAGUAAAGGUUUUACCGAUGGCGUACCCCCAUACACGCAGAGAAGAGCAUAUAGGCAAGAGGUUCCCACACUGCAGACCAUGAUUUAUUGGCCUGCCACCCGCCAGACCUGCUGUCAUCAUCGUCCCAUGGUUGGUCCAAGAUACAGCGAAACGUACCGUAUAUAACUUCCCUUUCUGCACGAUCUUCGCGCCAUAUCGGCUCCUUCUUUCCUCGCGCCCCGGCGAAACAGGAAGGUCCCGUUUGAUGCCGCUCUACAACCGUCCAUCCGCCUUGUUUUACCUUAUGCAGCCCGAUACCCGCCGCUCUCACCGUGGGUUAAUAAUUAGCUCUUUCUUAUCUAUGCUACGGGGAUUAUCUCGACGUAGGUAGCGCAACGUUUGCUUCUCUUUUUCGUCGCCCCUUCGAGGACGAGAUUCUUCGUCCGUGCGACGGUGACUGAACGGCCAGGCGGCUAAUUGCUUGGAUUUUUCUAUGCCUCUUCCCUCCCAGGAAUAUGCAUAUUUGGUACAGAGUGGGAGAAUCGCUCGUGUCACACUUUUCAGGCUCUCAUGUUUUUUUGUAACUUGGAGUCGGGUCACCCAUUCACUGCUAACUGUCUAGUAGUUUGUACUACGAGUUUGGAUUGAUUGCAAUUGGUCGUAAGUGGGAAUUUUUGGAAAGGAUGAAAGAGAAUUUUUUCUCUAGACACGAGUGCUUUCGUAUCACUUUUUAUUAUCGAAAUAAUAAUUUAGAUUAAGUCAUACGAAGAGAACAACUUCUACGCAAAGUACUCCAAGCUUCCCGACCCUUAGAUACUUUUCAACCCCCCUUGAUGGUCCUCGAUUCCAGGAUGGCACUCUAAUAUUUCGAGAGUUUUCAGAAUUCAACAUUCGAGCAUCAAAGAAAGAAUGUCGACUAGUCUGAUUGCCAUCCUGCCGAUUACUCAACCGUCUGUGGUGAACAGCCUCCACACGUGCACGACGUGACCCUGGCACACAACAUUGCAGAAUAUUUUUGGAAUAUGUCUGCUGCAAAGUUGCCGAACCCUCCCUAUGUCUCCGUCCGCGCAAAUUGUUGCUACGCUUCUGCAACGCAUCGGACAAUAUCGCCGUGAUGUUACGUAAACGUACACGUUCUUGAUACGUCGUGUUUAUCGCACAUUUUUUUCUCACUUUUUUUUUCUUUAGAACAUGUAAAUUGCAUUCUUUUAGGGAAACGGCAUGAGUGAGAGCACGCUUUACUAUUGGAUUUACGAGGAACUCUCAUAACCAUUGAGAGAAACUCAUUCAUCCUUUCAAACACCGAAACACCCCCUCGCGAAUCACGGUCAGUCGUGGGACGGGCACGUGGGCGGCGCGGUGGCACAUCCACGGCAAAACAUAGGAAAUAGGUAGACGUUCGGUUUUGAUCGGUCGUGGGGAACGAGGCAGGGUUGAGAGCCAAGGGAAAGGAGGUAGAAGGCGAGGAGAGGAGUGAGGGUUCCUUCCAGAAGAUGGGGCAAACACGAAGCCGCUUCGGUAGGGAGCGUAGAGGGGUUAUUUCGUUUCGUCUCAGCGUGGUUUCCCAAGCGGUAGCCUCGCUCGCUGACUGGCAACGUCUACCGUUCGGCACACAGUCGAACCCAUUCGCCACUGGACGACAGACGUCGCGGCGUCACAACGUCGUCCCUUCGCUCGCGUAGUCCCUUUCUGUCACUUGUGCUUCAGACUUCCUGUCAUGCUCCAUCACGGGCUCCAUGUCGGUUUCAUUGUCGCGUUUGUGUCGGUGUACGCGCGCAGUGGCACCGGUUGCUCUUUCUGCGAGAGGCUAUCGCAGCAACAGUUGUCGCAGCAGCAGGGAUACAGGACGAUCGGUAGCCCCAGGCCCUUCGGCGCUGAGAAACCGACCAGGGCGCAGGAGUUCAACAGAACAGGGGUGCUGCACCCCGAGUACCAGAUACCAGCCAACCUGCGACCAGGAAAUGUAUCUCAGUUCUACUAUCUGAGUCCACGCGAAGGGCCUUCAUUGACGUUGCUCGUCAGCCCCUGUAGCGGACCGAUAUCAUGGACUGUCAGUUACGUAGAACCACCAGAGAACACCGAAGAAACCGAGGGCACGAAAUGCGCGGAGGAUCAGAAUUUCACGAUACCCAAGACACGCGCUGGCCUUUAUUGGUUCGAAAUUCAAGCAUUGGACCCCCCCGAUGACAAUUUACAAAAAUUGACACCCGGUACGGUGCUUUUGUACGCGACGUCCAACGACUUGGAUCACGUCACGGAAUGGCACCUUAACGACACGAAGAAUCGUCGUCGUCCGUUGAAGUUUCAGCAGAGGAGAAGUAAACGGCGACUCACGGUGUCCUGGAACAAAAGCGCCAUCGACCCCCACCUCUCGCGCUACUGUUUGGCUGUCACAUCGGGGUCCCAGCCUCACCCCUUGACCCUUUGCGCGGCGCAGAAUGUUCUCCACGUUCAUCCCCAUCCAAUGAAAAGGAGUUCAUCGUCCAAGGAGCAGCUACACCGCGGCAUUCCCGAGGGACUCCACUGCGUACGUCAAACGAAACUGACGCUGCACAGGAUGAAGUACGACACUACGUACAAUUUCACGUUAUACGUGGUGAACACUCGAAACAACGUCUCGAAUCGAGUAGCCACGGACACGAUGAAGUUCCGAAAAACUCCAGAGUUGAUGUUGCCCAAUGGACGUUACACCACGGCCAGUUUGCGCAAAACUGAUGGAUUCGUUAAUUUCCGCUACCGUCCUCCAGAGAACAUCUCGAGCACCUUUCAUAUUCUUCCGUGCGGUGGUGGAAUCGUCAAAGCCAAAUUAAGCGGCCCGGGAAUUUUACGGGAAAAGGAAGUAGUAGGAUAUGCGUCAUUAAGGGUGCCACCUUUAACUUCAGGAAAGACGUACACGUUACGGAUAUCCGCCACGCCUCAGGAGCUAGCACGAGUGUUCGCCAUAAAGGUAUUAGCUACCCAGGAAUCCUCUGCGAUAUUUCCACAGAUACCAUCCAGAAGUGCGCCGCGCGAAUACAGAUCCCUAAGAACCUGCCACGAAGUGACAAUAGGGAUAGAAUCAGCUGGCACGGCCAAGUAUUGUAUUCUGGUGCAAGAGUUAAAAAGCGCCUCGUCGUUGGCCAGAAUAACGAUCCCAGACCAAUGUAACCUUCAUCGUCGACGACGUUCGGACUACACCUUCGAAGUUUGCGAAGAAAAACAGAGUCCACCGAAGGAUCGAGCGCUACCGUUCACCCUUAAGCGGUUGCAGCCAGGAAAGGCUUACGUUUUGCAAAUCACGGCGCAAACGAAGGGACAAUCUUUGUCCUAUCCGUUAUUAGGUGUACGCACUCGACGUUCCUGUUCACCUUGACUCCGAAAAGCCAAGC